Molecule: messenger RNA, 2133 nt
Organism: Filobasidium floriforme
Lineage: Eukaryota; Fungi; Basidiomycota; Tremellomycetes; Filobasidiales; Filobasidiaceae
Exons: 6
Coding region: 1-2133 (710 amino acids)
Biological process (GO): regulation of DNA-templated transcription
Molecular function (GO): DNA binding
Source: RefSeq, a predicted model, not a curated record
AUGACGUUUGGCUUACACUGGCUUCACGUCUUUUCGUACUGCACGGCACUCUCUGCAGGCUACAACCUCCGUCCUUCGACCAACAACCGUCUCUUCCUCUCCCUCCGCAGUGGGAUCCCUACUGAAGUCGACUAUGCCCUGGAAGAGCUCGUCCAUCUGACCCAUGCGGGCCGGAUCAACCUCUCUGAUUUCCCUGGGAGCGUCGAGGCGUUGUUGGACCUGGUUGAGGGGUGGGUGGAGGAUGUCGAGAGGGAGAGUGCUGCGAGUGCGGUCGGUUUCCAGACGUCAGGGGAUACAGAAGCAACAGUAUCGGCCUUUGGCUCAAGAUCGUCGACUACGGUCCUCGGACUGGGCAUAGACCAACCUACGGUUGACCGUGAACGUCGAGCGACCGACGCCCUCUUAGUCCUUAGGAACGCCGUCUUUGCAGGAGAAGACGUCGAGAACGCCACGGCGAAGCAGAACAAGCAGGUCGUCAUCUGGACGAUCCCGGGCGUACCGAUUCAUGGGUUAUUAAGAGCGACGAUGAAGCGACCGGAACCGAUGCUCUACAUGCUAGACCUGUUGAUCGCGCUUUUCCCAUCUCUCGUGUCACUGUUGGAAGAAGCCGAAGCGCCCACACUCCCCGAACUGUUCCUUACCACCGGGGACGUCGGUUUCAUCGUCCCCCUCGACCAACUGUUCACUCUGGUUCCGGCGCACUACCUCCCCUCGGCCAGGCUCAUCCCCAAGUUGAUCUCGUUCCUGCUCCUCACCCCGGCCUUGUUGACCAACUCGCUCAACCUGUUGUAUCACAUCACGCAAGAGGUGACGACGAGCAUGUCGGUGCUCAAGGAUCCCGAGAUCGUCAACUACCUCCGCAUCCUCACCCGGUUGGUCAAAUGGGACGCUAGAGAACUCUCCCUCGCUCUGAAGCACGCGGGGCAGGUCGGAACGUAUAUAGAGUCGCCUGAACCAGGAGCGCUAAAACUACAAGCCGUGGACAAGAAGGAUGCGUAUGGCAAGCAUUACACGUCGCAGCAGACGAUCGGGGUGGCUUUGAAACAGGAUGAUGGCAAGGACGAUACGGGCGAGAGUGUGGGGCUCGGACCGGUGGUCAAGAUGAGCGAUGAGAGGAGAAGGAGGAUCAGAUCGAUGAAGGAGCCGGAGCGGGCGCAUGCAUGGAUGGCGGACACGUUUGUCUCGCAACCCGACUCUUCCGUCACGCAGGUGGUCUUUUGGAGGGCAUACAAUGCUUUCGUUCAGCAGUCACCAGAUGAACAGCCCAUCCCUCCAGGCGGGACGGCAGGCGACGUGAUCAAGAGCGCGACCACGGUGUUCCCCGCUGCCAAUGCCAUGGUCAUCAACAAGGAUGACGAUGGUCAGCCUUUACCCACAAAUGUUUUCGUUAUUGCCGGAAUGAGGUUCAAGAGGAGCCGUGUACACACGUUUGCGUGUCGAUGGGAAGGAUGCGCCAAUGCACAAAAUUACCGUAGCCCGGAAGAGCUAUACGCACACCUGAAAUCGGAGCACGGCACAGAAAUUGCCUCACCUUGCCGUUGGCAAGCUUGUCGAAGCAAGAGCUCCAGCCCAGCACAUCUCGGCACGCACGUUCCACCUCCUAUCAGACCUGAGAGAGAACCCAAAAUCAAGCGGGUGCUGAUACAUCCCGAAAGUUCGGCCGAGAGUGUGAAAUCGGCCUUCGUGACGUAUCGUCCGCCUCCAAUAUUACCUAGGGAAUAUAGCCUGCACUACACCGGAAUCAUGUCGCCUGUUGAUGUCAAGGGCCAACCCGCCUCUGACGCUUUCUUCGCGAGUUUGGUCCUCCGCAACCUGGGGAAAGCGCUCCGGACCGACACGGAGAGAGUAGAAAACGAACAAGACGCCGAGGACGCUGAAGGCGGUCGAAGAGCCAGAAAGAGGAGAAAGAUGGAAAGGGAAGGCGCGUUCGGAUUGCCAGCACCACCUGGCCUGUUGGAUGCAGAUCUUGCCAUUGCGGAUCCUGCCAACGGUUCGGGCAAUGCCCGGCUUAGCCCGAUCGAAAGGACAAGGGCCCGAGACGCAUUUGGGGGAGUGGUCGAAAAGACGGUUUUGGAGAUUUUGGGUAUGGAGGGCGCCAUCGCAGCCAAGCUGCUCGAUUGCGUGGGGUUCUAG